AUGGCUUCUCAACGUCCAGCGCAGCACAGAUCUGGAGCAGCUGGAGCUAUUCAGCUGGCGCCAGUCUCAUCCGUCAACUCCUCGAGACCAGCAAGUCAAUUGCCACCAACAAGUCCACCUCUACCGGCAGCUCCGUCAAUCCAUUCAACAAGCAGCCAUGGACCAAAUGCUGCAGCACAAAACCUUCCUCUGCUAUCCCAGUCUGCUGCGCCCCUGCCGGCUUCGAAGGGCGAGAGAUUUAAUCAGGGUGCUGACCGCUGGCUGGCGCGACUCAAGCAGGCCAAGCACGAUAGACUAUUCGUCUACCUCACCGUAUUUGCGGCUGUCACGGUGAUCAUCAAUAUCAUUCAGGCGGCAUGUUUAGAUUAUUUACACAGCCUUGCUUGGAUCGUAGUCUUCCCUGCUGUGGUCCUUGGGGCCAUGGUCUUGACAGUAUUUCUCACAAUGGCUAUGAGUGCCAAGGAGCUGUUGGGCGAAUGGCACGCUACCGAAGUUCCCGAUCGCGUGGCUCGCCUUGGCGUCGUCCUCUCGAUCCUACUACCUGUCUUCGUCUGCGAGUUCAUCUACAUGCCGCUUGUCGCCAUCCCAGCAUGGCACAGUAUCCGCUGGACAACAAGCCUGCGAGUGGAGAGUCCCACUCUGUUCCCUGCCGUGGUCGUGGCAGUCAGUCAGCAACCAGCCUUUCUUGCGGCAUACGCUCUUGCCCCUUCCAGUUGCGAGGUCAUACUCACUACGGGUAACUCUUCUUUCUGCCAGCUCUCUGAUGUCCAGCACACGUCGCCGGUCGAUUAUGCGAACGACACAAUCGAGUACGACUACACUAUCUUCAACCCUCUUCACCAGACCGCAGAAGGAGCGACUUAUGCCUGGGACGCCAUACACACGACCCUCUCUUUAGGUUUCACAGCCAGCUAUACCCCGAUCGACGAAAUUCAAACCAUAUACAACCAAUCCCAGAUCUACAUCGGCUUCUACGACGCCACCCUCCCAUUCAACAUAGACGACUUCCUAGCCGGCUGCCGCAACCCCGACCUCUACUACAAAGCCACACAGCGCUCCUCCGACGGCGGUGGCGGAGACUUCUAUCCCGGGAUCUUCGAGCUCAGCGACAGCACCGGUGAGCUCCGCGACUCCGACACCGAGUCCUCGGCGACGAUCUGUUCUUCGGAUGCCUUGGCGUUGCGGGAUUAUACUUACUAUGGCGGUCGUUUCGACCCGUCACCGCUGCCAGCUGGCUGUAGUCCCGUCUUUGGAUCGACUACCACCUGUGGUUGGUUCCUGUCUAUUCAUCUUCAAUCGUCUUUGGCGACUACGCAGAGGAGUAGCAGAGGGACGAACACGUUGCAGAUUUUGAUUGAUGAAGGUAGUAUUCUUGGCGGCAUCUUGUUCUUCACAUGGUUCUUUGGUAUUUUCGUGGUUUAG
Molecule: messenger RNA, 1422 nt
Organism: Recurvomyces mirabilis
Lineage: Eukaryota; Fungi; Ascomycota; Dothideomycetes; Mycosphaerellales; Teratosphaeriaceae
Exons: 4
Coding region: 1-1422 (473 amino acids)
Source: RefSeq, a predicted model, not a curated record